AUGUUGGGUCAAAAUACCGCAGCCACUUCAUACCAAAUCAAUCAGUACUACAAUGAUCGAGUUGGAGUACGUAAAAGCCAUGUACAUAAAUCGGUUCACAUAAUUGCCAAAAUUGUGCAGGAAAUACUUAAAGAUGUUGAAGCUCUUGAGCCUCGAUUUAUUUCAACUUUAGUUGAACAAAAUGGCCGCUAUGAAGGGAUAAUGGUACACUCACCAUCUGAAUACGAGGUGAUAUUGUAUCUUAAUCAAAUGGGUGUUUUUAAUUUUGUUGACGAUGGAUCUAUACCUGGUUGUGCCGUACUUAAACUCAGUGAUGGAAGAAAACGAUCAAUGUCAUUGUGGGUUGAAUUUAUUACGGCUAGUGGCUAUUUGUCUGCUAGAAAAAUCCGAAGUCGUUUUCAAGCUCUAGUUGGACAGUCCAUCGAGAAAUCGCAGUACCGUGACAUCUGUAAGCUGAUGACAGAUACUACCGACGUCAAGCUUCGGAUACAAGAUAAAUAUACUGUGCAAAUUACUUGUGCUUUUCGCUGUAACGGCAUCUGGCCCAGAAGCGCAAAUCAGUGGCCAAGAAUUCUCAACCAGUGGACUGGACUGAAGAACGAAGGUUUUGACUUGUUUAGCAAAGAAACUAAUGCUGCUCAGUGCCAACCCAACAAACAGACAAAUUCGAUGGAAGGCGAUGCAUGGGCAAUGAAUUCACAUCUAGACUUUGUUAAUACUCCAAUCACAAAUUAUAUCUUGAAGACGCUACUAUUGUUCGAAUGCGAAAAGCACAGUAAGGAGCAUGAGUGGGAAGAGGCUUUUAUUGGAGAUCGUGUUAUAGGCGUCUUACUGCAACUUGUUUCCUGCCUUCAGUGCCGAAAAUGCCCACAUUACUUUCUACCACAACUUGAUCUCCUCAGGAAUAAACCAAGCCAUCUAUUAGAUCAAAGUGCCAAGCUGACUUGGAAUCUUGUUAGGCAACUUAUGCUCAACUCAAGAGCUUUAGAAAAUUUGUGA
Messenger RNA from Enterobius vermicularis (human pinworm), 999 nucleotides. NCBI's taxonomy places the organism in Eukaryota, Metazoa, Nematoda, Chromadorea, Rhabditida, Oxyuridae. The record is from the annotation of a GenBank genome assembly.